This is a messenger RNA of Tarenaya hassleriana, 1515 nucleotides long. RefSeq names its product protein SLOW GREEN 1, chloroplastic. Gene Ontology annotation, molecular function: protein binding. Lineage: Eukaryota; Viridiplantae; Streptophyta; Magnoliopsida; Brassicales; Cleomaceae. The transcript is spliced from 4 exons. The coding region runs from base 176 to 1225 and encodes 349 amino acids. The record is from RefSeq and is a predicted model, not a curated record.
GAAAAGUGGUGAUCAAAUUUAAGAUUUUCACAAAAAAGAUGACGUCGGGAUUGAAUUCAUUUACCGACUGGCAACAGUAGAGGAAUGUCUUAAAAAGUUUUCUGAGGCUCGCCUUCGGGUUUUAUGGUGUGGCUUAAACCCUCCAUUUCGGUGCUUUUGCUCCUAAUCCUCAAGGAUGGUUUCAGCUCAAGUACUGUCGCUCGUUUCUCCGACCAAGGUUCAUGUUCGCUGUGAUUCGUCGAUUCGCCCGUCGGAAGCUCCGGUUUUAACCUCGACCCUCUUUCAGAAUCAGGUUGAAUUUCGGACCCUUUUGAGAAAUUCCCGAUCUUUCGCUCCGAAACUCGCCCGAACCAACAAUCGGCCUUUGCCCGUUUCGUCCCUCCCUCUCCAACGCUCUUCGCCUUCCUCUCGUGAGAAUUUCGUUCAGGUUUUCGCGAGAAAGGCCGCUGUUUUCCUCGUCGGGUCGUUUGUUUUCCUAGGGUUAUGUUCCUGCAAACCGGGCUUGGCACUACCCUCGGCGACAGUGAGAUCUGAGACGGAGUACGAGGAAGAAGAAAUGUUCGAGAAGGUUCUGGAGAGAGAACCGAAUAACAUGGAGGCCAUGAAGGUGGUUGUGUACGGGAAGAUGAGGAGAGGGAAGACAGCAGAAGCUGUGAAGUAUAUAAAGAAGCUGAAGCGAAUCCAGCCUCAGGAAACCGAGUGGAAGCUUCUGGAAGCGCUUUGCUAUGAGAUGAUGGGGCAACUGACCAAGGCGAAGAGGCUUUUCAGUGAUGUUCUCAAAGAAAACCCUCUUUUGAUCAGAGCUCUGCACGGUCUUGCCAUGGUAAUGCACAAAAGCCAUGAAGGCUCUGCUGUCUUUGACAUGCUUAAUGAGGCUCUGGAAGUUGCUCGGCAAGAGCAAAGAGUAACUGAGGAGAGAAACAUACAAGUCUUGAUCGGGCAGAUGCAUAUCGUAAUGGGUCAAUUGGAGGCGGGUCUGAAGAUAUUCCGAGAAAUGGUGGAUGAGAACCCGAGAGAUUUCCGGCCUUAUCUUUGCCAGGGUAUAAUUUACAGCUUAAUGGAUAAGGAGGAGGAAGCAGAGCAGCAGUUUGAGAUAUACUGGAGCCUUGUUCCAGAAGAAUUUCCCGAAAGGGGAUUUCUAGACGAUGUUGCAAUGGCCGCUCAAGCCAAAUCCCGAGAACGACUCCAAAAUUCGUUUAGAGCUAAAUCUGCUUACGGGAAUUAGGCCACUGAUAACAUUUUUGAAUCGUAAUCUCGGUUUGAGUUCUUCUCUUCAUCUACCAUCAAUCAAUUACAUCUUCUGAAUAUGCUGUCAUACUUUCGAGCAGCAUCAGUUGAAUCUCGUGUUGCAGAUACAUAUGUUCAUCGCCGAAUCUUCGGGAAGAACUAUGGAUCCGAGAAGGUAAUGAGGCGAGAUCACGAAUGAUCUUCAAGUUGCCCAUGGAUUUCUGCUGACAGUCUCUCUCUGUAUAAACUGUGUUUGCAAGUGUUGAAGAACCAAGGACAGCUUCUCUU